AUGGUCAGCGGGCAAGAGAUUUCAGGUCUCUGCAAGGCAAGAAGUGCCAACUGGGAGGUUUCUGUCUCUAUCACAAGCAGGGGGAGGGGAGAGAGAGGAGAGGAGUUAGAACGAGAGACUGCAGCACCAGCCCCGCGAGGGAGAAGGAGAAAGCGGCCCCGACGCCAGCACCAGCCCCGGGAGGGAGAAGGCGGCCCCGACACCGGCACCAGCCCCGGGAGGGAGAAGGCGGCCCCGAUACCGGCACCAGCCCCGGGAGGGAGAGGGAGAAGGCGGCCCCGAUACCGGCACCAGCCCCGGGAGGGAGAGGGAGAAGGCGGCCCCGACACCGGCACCAGCCCCGGGAGGGAGAGGGAGAAGGCGGCCCCGACACCGGCACCAGCCCCGGGAGGGAAAAGGCGGCCCCGACACCGGCACCAGCCCCGGGAGGGAGAGGGAGAAGGCGGCCCCGACACCGGCACCAGCCCCGGGAGGGAGAGGGAGAAGGCGGCCCCGACACCGGCACCAGCCCCGGGAGGGAGAGGGAGAAGGCGGCCCCGACACCGGCACCAGCCCCGGGAGGGAAAAGGCGGCCCCGACACCGACACUGGCACCAGCCCCGGGAGGGAGAAGGAGAAAGCGGCCCCGACACCGGCACCAGCCCCGGGAGGAAGGGGAGGGGAGGGCGGACUGCGAUCCGAGUUGUUUUUGGCUGGAACCGGGUGCAGGGUCGGGCCCAGGAUGUCGGAGGAGGGCGCGGUACAAGUGUGUGUCCGGAUGAGACCACCCAACGACAGAGAGAAAUCUUUACAAGGCGGGUCAGCUGAAGCUGUUCAGAUUCAUUGGAAAGCCGACAAACAAACUGUUUCCCAGAUAUCUGGAUCAAGGUCUUUCAGUUUUGACCGUGUAUUCCAUCCUGAAGAGUCAACAGCCACAGUUUACCAUGAGGUUGCACACUCCAUUGUGCACUCUAUCACCAAGGGCUACAAUGGGACCAUAUUUGCAUAUGGGCAGACUUCUUCAGGAAAGACUUACACAAUGAUGGGAAAUGCAGUUUCUUCUGGUCUUAUUCCUUUGGCAAUCUGCAAUUUGUUCAAUGUCAUUAAUAAUACGCCAAACAGAGAAUUUUUAUUGCGGGUUUCUUACAUGGAAAUUUACAAUGAGUCAGUAUCUGAUUUGCUUGUUGGUCCAAAAAGAAGACCCCUAGAAGUUAGAGAAGAUAUGGAACGUACAGUUUAUGUUGCCAAUCUGACAGAAGAGUUGGCUGUAACCUAUGAGGAUGUCAUGAAAUUGGUUCAUAAAGGAGAAAAAAACCGGCAUUAUGGAGAAACCAAGAUGAAUGAGCACAGUAGUCGGUCGCAUACAAUUUUUAGAGUGAUUGUGGAAAGCAGGGAUAAAAAUAAUGAAGCGGUUAUUGUUGCACACCUGAAUUUGGUUGAUCUGGCAGGCAGUGAACGAGCCAGCCAAACAGGAACUGAAGGUGUCCGCCUAAAAGAAGGAUGUUUUAUCAACCGUAGUUUGUUUGUACUCGGUCAAGUUAUAAAAAAGCUCAGUGAUGGGCAAGCUGGUGGCUUUUUAAAUUAUAGGGACAGUAAGCUGACACGAAUUCUGCAGAAUUCACUUGGGGGCAAUGCAAAAACUUUGAUCAUUUGCACGAUCACUCCAGUUAGUUUUGAGGAAACCCUCAGUACUUUACAGUUUGCAAGUACUGCCAAAUUCAUGAAGAAUACACCUCAUGUGAAUGAAGUGAUGGAUGAGCAAGCAAUGUUAAAGCGAUGUCGGAAGGAAAUAAUGGAUUUGAAAAACCAACUGGAAGAACUCACCUCAGAGACUCGUGUUCAAGCAAUGGAGAAAGCUCAACUGUUGUCAGAAAAGCAUAUCCUUCAAAUGGAUCACGAGCAGAAAAUAAAGAACUUGACAAGAAUGCUUGUCAGAGUUUCAACUGAUGAUGACCAAGAAACAAAGGCCAGAAGAAAGAGGAGGGUUACCUGGGCUCCUGGAAAAUUGCGAGCUAGUUUUGACUCCUCUGCCAAAAUGAUCAAGUUGGAUAAAGUCAAUCAAGAGUUUGAUGAAGAUGACGAUGAAGAUGACCCUUUUGAUGUGGACAGUGCUUGGACAUCUAAAAUUAUAUCAGAGUGUAAUAGUUCAAUCACAACAAAAAGAGGUGGAAGUUGUGGUUUCCAGAUACCUCCAUUUGAAGAUUCUCUUUACUUUAAUGAACAAAGCAGAGUAAACACGAACUGUAGUAGUUUGCUGUAUGAUGUACCUUCAAAGGAUGAAUUGGAACAAAGGAUUUCUGAACUGGAAAAAGAACUUGAAACCCUAACAGAAGAGAGAGAAAAAGAAAUAAAAAAGGAAAAGGAAUAUGCAAGCCACAUUGAGAAACAACUACAGGAUAGUAUUGAGAUUUGUGAGCUACUUUAUUCAAAACAGUUUGAUGCAGGAAGCUUAAAAAUGGAGAAUGAUAAACAGAAAGAAGAAAUUGAAGAAUUGAAAGAACUUCUAAAAGAAAGACUGGAGAAAGCGAAGUUCUUCCAAAUGGAGAAUGAGAAACAAAAAAAGGAAAUCAAAGAACUAGAAAAACUGAGAGAAGGGAUUGAAGAAUUGAAAGAGAGACGAGAAAUUGAGGAAUUUGAGUUUUUGGAAAAAGAAGCAGAAAAAGAAGGAAAGGAACAGGAACAGCAUGAAAAUGCGAUGUUCAAGAUGCUGGUUCGCAAUUCUGAGAGUAUUGACCAGGAGCUUGAGAUCCAGCAGUUGCAGCAAUCACUGAAAGAUGCAGAGGUUGUAACUCGUGAUGCAAAGAAAGAGUCUUCCCUUCUGAGAAGUGAAAAUCUGGAGCUUAAGGAAGAAAUGAAUAAAAUGAGAGUGGACUAUCAAAGAAUGGAAAACGAUGUCCAAUCAUACAGCAGCCAGCUAGAUGCUGAACGGUCACGCUACAAAGAAAUGCAAUCCGAUUUACAGAAAGAAUUAAAUUUUGCUUUCAAUGAAAAUACCAAGCUAAUGUCGCUUCUGGAUGGAAAAGUCCCAAAAGAUUUAUUGGAUCGUUUACAUUUUGAAAAGAGCAUGGCUGAUCUUAAGCAACGGUUGGAUAAAUCAGAAAAAGAAAAGAAUAGUCUUCAGGAAGAAGUAUCUCUAUUAUCCCAAUAUAAAUCAUUGCCUGAAAAAGUAGAUGAAUUAGCAAAACAGGUUCAGCAGCUGACCGAAGAACUUAAUGGUGUUACUUCCGAAAGGGAUACUUUGUCGGAGUGCAGAGAAGAUGAUGUGAAACAACUUGAGAACUUGCGUGGAGAGUUGUUAUCCAUUGUCCAGGAUAGGAACAAACUCCAGGAAGUUCUUGCUAGUGUACAGUCAGAACAGGAUCAUCAGGAGAAGAUCAAAACUCUACAACAGGAUGAAAUGAAGUGUAGUUUGGAGAAUCUCAAAAACGAAUUAGAUCUGUACUCCGUAAGGCUUGAAGAAGAGAAGGCUAAAUGUGCACAGUUUCAGCAAGAUAUUGAAGACAAAGAAAGACAAAUUAAAGAGCAGGAACAACAAUUGAAGCAGGAGCUUAUAAAACAGAAGGAAAUUGAUGAUAAAUAUUCUAAAUCCUCAGAAGAGAUUAAACUACUUAAAGAGGAAAAAGAAGAGCUAAUGAUUAAAUUGGAGGUUUUAAUGAAAACCAAUGAAGAACUGACAGUGUCACAAUCCAACUCUCAUCAAAAGGUACAAGCACUAACUAAAGAACUCCAAGUGUUAGCCUCUCAACAUGAUGAUAUUAAGAGUGAGAACCAAGAACUUGAAGUUCAUGAUUCCAGUAAGCAAGACACAGAAUUGCAAGAACAAUUAUUCAGCCAGCGUCUCCAACAACUCGAGGAUGAGAAAUCCGCCUUAAUGAAGGAGAAGGAAGAUCUCCAGGCCAUUCUGGAAACUGUCAAAAUAGAAAAGGAUGCAAUGAAGAGAGCCCUGCAAGGAAAAACUGAAAUGGAAGAAGAACCUUUGAAUGCGACAAUUAUGUCUGAAACAGAGAGCCAAGGCUUUGAGAAAGAGGAUUUAACUGAACAGCUGCUCCUACUUCAGAAGAAUUGUGGGUCACUCAACAGUGAAAAGGAAGCACUGCAUCAAGAACUGACAGCUCUUAAAGCUGAGAGAGAGCAGUUGAAGUGUGAUCUUCAAGAUAAUAUUGAAAUGUGUAUAGAAAACCAGUCAGAACUGAGAAGUCUACAUGACCAGCUAAAAUUGAAUCAAAAUGCGGAGAUAAAAUUGAAGAAGAGUCUGACUGAAAUGGAAUACUUGUUAAAUGAAGAGAAGGAAAAGGUACAAGCACUAACUAAAGAACUCCAAGUGUUAGCCUCUCAACGUGAUGAUAUUAAGAGUGAGAACCAAGAACUUGAAGUUCAUGAUUCCAGUAAGCAAGACACAGAAUUGCAAGAACAAUUAUUCAGCCAGCGUCUCCAACAACUCGAGGAUGAGAAAUCCGCCUUAAUGAAGGAGAAGGAAGAUCUCCAGGCCAUUCUGGAAACUGUCAAAAUAGAAAAGGAUGCAAUGAAGAGGGCCCUGCAAAAAAACACUGAAAAGAUACAAGAGGGAAGCGAGAAUCUGCACUGUAUGAUACCUCAACAUGAUGUACUGCCUGCUGAGUGUGAAGAACUUAGAGAUCAGGUUUCCAAAGAGUCAAGUGCAGACAUACAAGAGAAACUCAACUGGCAGCUCCAACAACUGAAGGAUGAAAAUUCUUCAGUAAUAAAGGAGAAGGAUGAUCUCCAGGUGAUGCUGGAGAAUGUCAUUGUACAAAGGGAUGAAAUGGAGAGUGCACUACAGGAAAAAUCUGAGAGGAUGCGGGAACAAACUGAAGAUCUGCAACGUGUCAUGUCUCAACGUGAUAUGUUGCUUGGUGAAAUUGAAGAACUGAGAGCUUCUAUUUCCAAAGAACAAGGAGCAAAAAUUGAGAAUGAAUUCAAUCAAAGGCUCCAGCAAAUUGAGGCUGAGUAUUCAUUGAUCCUAAAGGAAAAGGAUAAUCUCCAGGAGACAGUACAGUGUGUCAAAGAAGAACGAAAUGAAAUGAAGAGCACAUUACAGGAAAUUACAGAGAAAAUAGAAAAACAAACUGAGGAACUCCACCAGGUAGUAUCUCAGCGAGAUGUGCUGUUUGGUGUGAUUCAAGAGCUGAGAGCUUCUAUUUCCAAAGAACAGAAAGCUGAAAUUCAGGAGAAGGAAUUCAGCGAGAGGCUUCAGCAACUCAAAAAUGAAAAAGCAGCCAUUGCAAAGCAGAAUGAUGAUCUUCAAGCAAUGCUGGAGAGUAUUAAGUUGCAAAGGGAUGAAAUUAAGAACACCCUACAAGAAAACACUGAAAAGAUGCGAGAGCAAAGUGAGAAACUGCACUGUGUGGUGGCUGGGCGUGAUGCGCUGCUGAGUGAAAUUGAUCGGCUGAGAGCUCAAGUUUCCAAAGGGCAGUCCCCUGAAAAUCUGGGAGAGAAAUUUAACCAAUGGUUCCAACAAUUUGAGGAUGAAAAAUUACAAGUAAUAAAGGAGAAGGAGGACCUCCAGGGGUUAUUGGAGCGUGUCAAAACACAGAGCAAUGAAAUGAUGAGUACUCUACAAGGAAACACUGAGGCAAUUCAUGAACAAACAAAAGAACUGCGUCGUGUGGUCUCUCACCGAGAUGAACUACUUGGUGAGAUUGAACAGUUGAGAACGUGUGUUUCUAAGGAACAAGCAGUUAAAGUUGAGGAGAAGGAAUUGUAUGAAAGGCUUCAGCAAUGUGAGGAUGAAAAAUCAAUCCUAGCGAAGCAGAAGUGUGAUCUUGAAGAGACAUUAGAAAGUGUCAAAGUACAGAGGGAUGAAAUGAAGAGGACCUUGGAAGAAAACAAUCAGAUGAUUCAUGAGCAAACAAAAGAACUGCGUCGUGUGGUAUCUCACCGAGACGAACUGCUUGGCGAGAUUGAACAGUUGAGAACGUGUGUUUCUAAGGAACAAGCAGUUAAAAUUGAGGAGAAGGAAUUGUAUGAAAGGCUACAGCAACGUGAGGAUGAAAAAUCAAUCCUAGCGAAGGAGAAGUGUGAUCUUGAAGAGACGUUAGAAAGUGUCAAAGUACAGAGGGAUGAAAUGAAGAGGACCUUGGAAGAAAACAAUCAGAUGUUGCUCAAGUGGACAAAUGAACUUAACAGUGUAAGAAAUCACCGUGACCAGCUGCUAGUUGAAAUUGAGCAAUUGAAGGAUGAAGUGAAGAAAGUGGAACUCUUGCGACGAGAAUCUAAUGAUCAAUUUGAGAGAGAAACAAAAUCCAUAACAAUGCAGAAAGAUGAGCUGCAGUUACAAAUGGAUAAAAUCCAGAAAGGUCUUUGUGAAAAGGCUGAAAUGCUUAUGAUCGAGGAAAGAAGAAAUGAAGAGCUCAAAACACUUGUCACAACCUUGGAGAAACAAAUUGUCACAUGGAAAGAGGAGAAAAUACAAAUUGUAUCCACUAAAUCAGAAGCUGAUCCAGUUGAAGCAGAAAUUAAUAAACUUAGCAAUUAUCUCCAGGAAAAAGAUCUACUAUUACAAACCGCAUUUCAGAGUUUAUUUGAAUUGGAAAACGAGUACAAGAUUGGACUAGCUAAAACUGAUCAGGAAUUCGCGCGAGAGAUGGAGGCUUGGAAAGAGCUACUGCUCAGAAUUUGCUCUGAAGUGCCUGAAGGGUCAGCAGAAUCGAUACGCAUUGUAAAACUACAGGAAGAAAAUGCAAAACUAUAUGAAAAACUUAUGUUGUGGAGAAGUAAUUUUAUGAGAGUGAUGAGCACUGUGCCUCCUCGUGUGAAGAACUAUCAGAAACCUAUUAGGAAAUGUGAUGUGAGUUUAGCAGAUGAGAAAAAGAAGAAUGAAGAAUUGCUCUCGCAGUUGCAGGCUCUGAGAAAGCAAGUAUCUGAUCCAUCAGAAUUGCAAUUAGUAUCAGUUGAGAAGAAUGCUGAAAUAAGAAGAAUUUCGGCCUUAAUUGCAAAUAAAGAACACCACUUAGAGAAUGCCCAGCAGAAUUUGUUGGAAUUAAAGUCAAAAUAUCAAAAGUACCUGACCUGCUCCGAAAAUGGAAUACUGUCCAGAGCAACAGCCCGAAACAAUCUUAAGGAAAAAAUUGCCAAACAGUCGGAGAGAAAUAUUUUGAAGAUAAUUGAAGAAAUUGAGAAUGAAAAUCAAAUAUUAGAUCAGGAAUGUCAGCUUCAAUUGAAAUCUGUUCAGGGUGAAGCUGCAUAUUCUGAAUCUCUGCGAAAUGGAUAUAUAAAGUAUAUCAGGAAUUCUUGUGAUGAAUUGGAAAAUGAGAAGAAAAAGAAUGAUGAACUGCUUUUACAAAUUGAAGCUAUCAAGCAGGAAUCAUUGAACAAAAAUGGCUGUGAUUCAUUGACUCUGGAAAACCAGAAGCUAUCCAAAAAGUUGAAAGAAGCCGAGCUAUUGCUGCAGAAUGAGAGAAUAAAAAUUAAUGAGCUUGAAGCAACCCUGACAGCAAGCCAAGAAGCCUACAAGCAACAGGAAGAAAAGCUCUCGGAACUACAAACAGAAAUAGGCUCCAAAGCACUAGAGAAAAAUCUUGAUGUUCUUCAGUCAAAACUGUUGAAGAAGGACAGCCAAAUUAAAAAUUUAGAAGAAAAUUUGGAACAACUGCAGGCUAAGCUAGACAUGGGAGCUCAACCUUUCAAAGAAGAGAUGACUGAUCUGAAAAAUCGAUUGUUUGCAUUACAGAUGGAAAAAGUUAAAGAGACUAAACAUUUUGAAAAUCAAAUUAGUUCUCUCAAAGCCAGCUUAGAGCAUAAAGAAGAGUCAUUGAGACAACUGAAGGAAACACUCCGAAGAAACCAGCAAGAACAGGAUACCAGCAUUACAGUUGAAAAUAGUAAAGAUAAAACGUGUUCCACUGACGUAUCUCUCACAUGUAGUGCUGGAAGUGGUAUAGUUCAGAAUGCAGUGGUACUUGUUCUAAAUGCUGAGAAAGCUAAACUUACUCGAGAUCUAAAUCAGUUUAAGAAGGAAAAUGAACAUCUUGCAAGAAUGGUGUCUGAGCUAAAAUUUGAAAAAAACAUAUGGAAAGAAAGAGCAACAAAAUAUGAAGAGAAAGAGAGAAUGCCAUUCAAGCGGGAAAAUAUUCAACAUACUUUAACACAAUGUCCAGAUGACAGUCUCCCUUCGCAGUCACAGAAGGAAUGUUCACUACCAGUGUCACAAAAUGUUGAGAUUUCAAAAGAAUUGUUUCCUCACGAAAGUAAAGCUGCUGCCACUGAGGAUAAAGCUUUGGAAAACGAGCUACCCAUCGAUUCUUCUAAGGCAUCAUCGUUUGGUAUGGAAUCACAGCCAUGGUCACUUCCUCGGACCAAAAUUUUUGAUAAUUCUCGGCUGAGUUUUCCUGGAGCGGCAAGUCCUCAAGCAAAACCCAAAUAUGAGAAGAAUGAACGUGAUGAUUGGUGGCCCAAGCCCUCUGCUGCUGAUCCGGAAUGUAAAAUGCAGUGACCGUUCUUUGGGGCAAAGGAACACCGAAUAGCUCAUUCACUUCAUUCACGAAGGCACUAUUGAAAUUGUCACAAGGACCCAUUGAAUGAUAAAACAGAUUGUAUACUCUUGCGAGAGCCGAGUAGCUCGAUUUGUUAAUAAUAUUUUCCUCUAAUCUCACUUGCAGAGGUCAUAGAACAGCUAGUCUGAUUCAAGUUGUCACACUGAUGCACUGGGUGCUGUUCUAAUGAGGGUAAAAGGAAAUUGGUUCUGAAUCUAACUGUGGUAAAUGCUGGAUGUCUCAAAUUUGGAAAAAGUUGCACUUCCAACACAUUUCUUGUAGCAUCAAAAUAUUUUUGCAAAAGUGUCUCUCUAUAGCAAGAUUUAACCAUUUAGCAGCAAAGUUUGUGGCAAGUUGUCAAAGGCUUUAGUGGGUUUUUUGUUAAUUACACGAAAUAUUAUCCUGGCGAACACUAGGCAAUGUUUCAAAAACCUGUCACCAUAGUGAUGGUUUCAUCAACCAGUAUUGAAGUUCUGUUAUGAAUGUAUUCACUUUUAUACUAAAAGUUUCUACUAUUGACAUUUUCUUGCAAAAAUAAAGGCAUUUUUUCUAUUGAAUAAGACAUUUCUUUGGUUUUGCUAAUACGUGGUACUAAAUUGCCAUUGCUGAGCACUCGAAGGUUGUUAAAAUAUCAUUUAACCUUUAUAGAUUGCAAAAACACAGUAUUUAAGGGGAAAGUAAGUUGCCCUGUUUUUUUCAUUCAUUCGUGGGAUGUGUGCAAGAGUAACAUUUAUUGCCUAUCCCAUUGUGCCUGACAAUCUGCUGAGCCAUGCUCUGCAGUGAAUUUUGAGGGUAUGCCCACAGUGCUAUUGGGGUGAGUGUUGAAAUCACCCAGCUAGACCACCCUCUUCCCACCCCCCCACCACUUUUUCUCACACACGACCUCCCAGUUGGUGUCUAUCACUCAGCACACCCCCUCACCCCGCCCCCUUCCUCCCAGUCAGUCAGUCACUCCUGCAGUGACUCUCUCAGUAAAAGGACAGCUGCAUUUAGAGCAACAGAGGGAGAAACAAAAAUCUUCCAGUGUGCAGGCAUAAAGCAGCUGCUGCUGUGGAGAAGCAGGAGUCUUGUUUUCUGUGCAAAAGGAAGGGAACUGAACAAAUAAGAUUUUUGGAGAUUUGUGGAACAAGGAGUCACCAAGUGGGCUUUCCUGCUGGAAUCCAAUUUGGGAACUCUGGCCCAAUGGACCAGCUUUUGAAGGGCAUUGGAACUUCUAAUAGAAGUGUGUCAGUUGGAGAAUCAGGAGCAACUCUGAGCUUGUUCUCCUAAUGCUACAGGUAAACCAGAAGUGAGGUGCAGAGUGGAAAAAGUUGUAAAGAUGUAUCACUUAAUGGAUAAGUGCCUUUUUGAUUCAAUGCAUUAGUUGCCAAUCAAGUA
Messenger RNA from Hemiscyllium ocellatum (epaulette shark), 9844 nucleotides. It is a transcript of the gene cenpe, whose product is annotated as centromere protein E. Gene Ontology annotation, biological process: mitotic cell cycle; microtubule-based movement. The transcript is spliced from 49 exons. The record is from RefSeq and is a predicted model, not a curated record. Lineage: Eukaryota; Metazoa; Chordata; Chondrichthyes; Orectolobiformes; Hemiscylliidae. Gene Ontology annotation, molecular function: ATP binding; microtubule binding; plus-end-directed microtubule motor activity. Bases 1 to 8427 code for a protein of 2808 amino acids. Gene Ontology annotation, cellular component: microtubule.